This is a messenger RNA of Malus domestica (apple), 2009 nucleotides long. RefSeq names its product guanylate kinase 2-like. The record is from RefSeq and is a predicted model, not a curated record. Gene Ontology annotation, cellular component: cytosol. NCBI's taxonomy places the organism in Eukaryota, Viridiplantae, Streptophyta, Magnoliopsida, Rosales, Rosaceae. Gene Ontology annotation, molecular function: GMP kinase activity; protein binding. Gene Ontology annotation, biological process: purine nucleotide metabolic process.
CCCCCCCCCCCCCCCCAACUUCCUCCACGACAGCAUUUGGACUAAAGUAAGAUUCCCCUUUUCUCUUGCUACAAAUAUGAGAAUACACGCCCAGAUUUCUUGCACCUUAUUCUACCACUCCUGUGAUUUUUUCCACCCCAAGUUUGUGUUGAUUUGAUUUCUAAGCCUCCCCAAAACUUCACCUUGAAAAAGUAGCACACCAACUGGCCUUUUAAAUCGUUGUUUUCCCCUCUGAAAUUCCAUCCCUGCCAAGAACUAAGCUUGCUUUUCGUCACAGAGCGAUUGCUGCUCACAGAAAGAUCCAGGAAAUAUCGAAUUACUCUCAUCUAUCUCCAUCUCUACUGAUCAGGGGGAAUCUAGAGUUGCAGGAAUAGCUUUUUCCAUGGGUGAAGCACCAGCAUUCUUUGUUGAUGAGCUGCAGAAGGGAUUUGCAAAUGGUUUCGAUGUAAAAUCAAAAGGCGGUGAAACUUCCGUUGCCUACUGCAACAGAACAUAUGUGAUUGGUGGAGCCUGUGAGGAAUCGGCAUUGUCAAUUGGAGUUCGUAUUCUAGAUCAAUCCAGUGGUGAAUGGAUAAAUCCUACUGUGUUGGGAACAAAACCCAAGCCAUCGAAAGGCCAUUCAGCAGUGCUUUUAGGUGAAGACCGAAUAUUGAUUACCAAGAAUGGUUCCAGCGCAGACGAUUUUGCUUGGUUUCUUGAGGUGGACACCCAAUAUGUUAGGCAGCAGAAGAAAAUUUUGGGCACCGAGGUUGUUGCGUGGAGUAAGGGUGUGAGUGGCUGUUCUGAGAAGCCAGUUGUUAUUAGUGGUCCUUCCGGGGUAGGUAAGGGGACACUAAUAUCCAUGCUCAUGAAAGAAUAUCCAUCCAUGUUUGGAUUCUCUGUGAGCCACACAACCCGUGCUGCAAGAGCUAUGGAAAAGGAUGGGGUCCAUUACCAUUUCAUUGAGAGGAGUAUCAUGGAGAAAGAAUUAGAAGAUGGCAAGUUCCUUGAGUUUGCUUCUGUGCAUGGAAAUCUCUACGGAACUAGUGUUGAGGCAGUAGAACUCGUAGCAGAUGAUGGGAAGAGAUGCAUUCUUGACAUCGAUGUUCAAGGGGCAAGAUCCGUGAGAGCCAGUUCACUUGAAGCUAUCUUCAUCUUCGUAUGUCCACCCUCAAUGGAAGAGCUUGAGAAGCGCCUUCGUGCAAGGGGAACUGAGACAGAGGAACAGGUCCUAAAGCGACUUCGAAAUGCCAAGACAGAGAUUGAUCUAGGGCAGUCAUCAGGCAUCUUUGAUCAUAUGUUGUAUAAUGAUAACCUGGAAGACUGUUACCAGAGUCUAAAGGAACUCUUGGGGCUAGAUGGAACUGUCACUGCAGCUCCUAAAUCAGCAACUAAAGUGGUUGAUCUGCCAAUGGACCAUUCGUUGACCAAGAUUGAUAACAAAAUCAUCAUAAACUCCAGAACUCCAGAACUAGAAAAAGCAUCGACGAACAUGAUCGUGCUGGAUGUGUCAUCCCUCAAAGGAGGGGCGCCUGGACGGACUAGAGGACUAGACAUUCAUACCAUGGACUCAUUUCUAGAUGGUCUGUCCGGGAUUACUCACUGAGAUAAAGAUUUCAACCCCGAAAGACGCCAACUUUGAUUUCUUAUUCGUGCUUUCUUUUUCAUCUCUUUCAGUUUUAAUCUAAAAGAAAAGUGAUGGUAUAUGAAUGUGGGGAUCAUCCAUAAAUUGAAUUAUUUCUUUCCCAUUCUUUGUUUAGAAUAGAAAUGACUUGGGAUUCUGGCGCAGUUGAACGAUUACAAUGAUCCCCUGGGAGCAACGAGAGCUGAUUUAUGAUUUUGUGCGGCAAUUUAGACAUUGAACUAAGAAACCAUUAGUACGGAUGCCAUAAACGUUGAUCUCUAAUUUAGUUUGUACCUUACAUUUUCCAUUACUCAGUUUAUUAAACUCCUUGGAUUUGAUUGAGUUAGAGAUCUGGACACGAUUGAUUUGUGAUCACUAUCAAAUCUUCUCUAAUAUUCACUCGUUA